AUGGUGAGAGCGGCCCGUCCCGGCGGCCCGGGCCCGGCGGGCGCCCCCCACCCUGCCGGGCCCCCCCCCCCUCACAGCCGGGACCGGCGGAGGGCCCGCAGCCCUGCGGUGGACGAGUCGCUGUUCGGGGAGAGCCGGACCUUGCAGCGGUCGCGCUCCGGCAGCCCCCUGGUGAUCCUUCGGGAUGCGCAGACCGCUCCCAAAGCGUCGCCCGCUGGCGAACGCAAGCCCGAGACCAUCCGGCUCAUCACCAAGGACUUCAUCCGCCACCUCGUCGUCCCCGCGGAGAACCCAGCAGCCUCCCUCGUUAUGGGGCAGGAGGAUUUCCAGCGCAUCAAAGCGGCAGCCCGAGUCCUGACCAAGGAGGAGCGCGAGGCCAAGCUGGCAGCCCUCAAAGCGGAGAAGGAAGCCGCUCUCGAGGCCGUGAGCGAGCGCAAGAGCGCGGCCAAGGAAAAGGCCGCGCUGCAGCAGCAGACGGGGAAGCUGAGCGAGCUGGAGGAGGAGGCGCGGGAGCGAGCCCAGAACCUGCUGCAGCGGGCCAACAGGAUGCGCAUGGAGCAGGAGGACGAGAUCAAGGAAUUCAGCGAGCUGAUCCUUGGCGCCAAGUGCCACAUGAUCCGGGACACGCAGCUCCUGGAGAAGCAGCUCAUCGCGAAAGAGCUGGAGGAAGAAGAGAAGCGCUUGGCCACCAUGAUGGAGGUGGAGAGGAAAAAGGCCGAAGAGAUGCGGGAGGAGCUGGAGCGCAGGAGGAGGCAGGAGCUGAUCAGAGGGAGGCAGGAGAUCGUGAAGCAGAUGGAGCAGAACGCGGAGGAGCGGGCUGUGAGAGCCGAGCAGCGGGACCAGGAGGCUCAGGAGAUGCUGGCAUACCUGGAGAAGCUGAAGAUGGAGGACCUGAAGGACUUGGAGCGGAAACAGGAGCAGCAGAGGAAAAUCCAGGCUGAGAUUAAACGCGUCAAUGACGAGAACCAGAGGCUGAAGGAGGAGCAGCGGGAGCAGGAGAGGCUGGCGGACGAGCGGGUGCUCGAGUACCAGAGGCAGAAAAUGGAGCGGGAGGCCGAGUUUGAAGCUGAGCAGGAGAGAAUCCGUCGGGAGAAGGAGAAGGAGAUGGCGCGCUUGAGGGCCAUGCAAGAGAGGGCCCAGGACCACCAGGCAGAGCAGGACGCGCUGAGGGCCAAGCGCAGCCAGGAGGCUGCCGAGCGAGAAUGGCGGCGCAAAGAGAAGGAGGCGGCGCGGCGCAAAGCCGAGUCGGAGCAGAUGCUGAAGCGGAGCCGGCUGGAGCAGAUGGCCCAGCGGGAGCACGGCAUGGCCGUGCAGGUGCAGCAGGACCGACACGAGUUCGAGAGGAUCCUCAGGGUCCAGCAGGAGCAGAUGGAGAAGGAGAAGGCGGAGGAGGCGCGGAGGGCAGGUCGGCAGCUCGCCCACGCCGACGACGUCCGGCGCCAGAUGCGGGAGCGUCAGCAGCAGCUGGCGCGGGAGCGGGUGGCCGCCUUCGAGGAGUGCCGGCGGCUGGAGGAGGAGGCUCGCCAGCGCAGCCAACGCAUCGCCCAGUUCAAGCAGCAGAAGAUGCGGGAGCUCAGAGCCUCCGGCAUCCCCGAGAGAUACUGUGCCCAGGUGGAGCGGAGGGCCCUGCACCGAGCGAGCGCAGCCCCCGGCCAGGCUCAGCCCCACCAGGAGCAGAGCUCCGGCUCCCCGGCGACUUAAGGCUUUCCGUGUUCUUAGGCUGAGUUUUCUACUAACAGAGAUGUUUUAUGGAGCAGACGGUGUCUUUCAUCCUUCCCUUCUUUCGGAUUUGCGGGCCAGGAGCUGCCCCUUGAGGCUGGGGUAGCCCCAAGGUUCAUCAUCCGACCUCCCCGGGACACAGACCACCCCUUGCCCGUCUCCUCCGGGAGAGAGAUGUCCGAGGUGGCCCUCGUCCUCGGAGGGGCCAGGAGUGUCCCCAAGCCCUCGGCACAGCUCGGUGUCACCACCGAAGCAGCUCAGGUGUUCCCAGCCUGCGGGGGGCGGGGGGAGCUCAGGUAGGGUCCUCAUGAGCCGGGCGGGCUCUUCUCCGCACACACAUCAAGCCCUGGCAGUGCCACCUUCUCACCGAGGUGUCACCUCCGGGCCCUGCGGGCAGCGGCC
This is a messenger RNA of Chroicocephalus ridibundus (black-headed gull), 2121 nucleotides long. RefSeq names its product cilia and flagella associated protein 45 (gene CFAP45). The record is from RefSeq and is a predicted model, not a curated record. NCBI's taxonomy places the organism in Eukaryota, Metazoa, Chordata, Aves, Charadriiformes, Laridae.